Lutzomyia longipalpis is the source of this 3508-nucleotide messenger RNA. RefSeq lists its product as uncharacterized. The transcript has 4 exons. Bases 798 to 3185 code for a protein of 795 amino acids. NCBI's taxonomy places the organism in Eukaryota, Metazoa, Arthropoda, Insecta, Diptera, Psychodidae. The record is from RefSeq and is a predicted model, not a curated record.
GGCGCUCAGAGGGCAACCCUAAAAUUGAAUUACUGCCAUCGCUUCUCGGUGCGCAGAGCGCCACCCGUGAAAUAAAUUGUAAGUUCCUUCACGUCAAAUGAUCAUUCAUUUGGCACUUCCGGUUUGACAGAGAAAGAAAAAUCACGCGUGGAAUUGUGCGAUCCAUAAAAUAAUUAAUUUGUGCUUUAAUUUCAUUUUGCAUUUUAUUUAAAAUCAAUUUAGACAGUAAAGUAAAGUAGUAGGAGUUAUUUGUGAGUUAAAUUUAGUGAAAAAUAAAGUUGUGAAGGAGAAAAAUCUUGUGCUUUUAUUUGCGGCACAUUCCCGGAGGAGAACUCCACGUGGCUGCAUUGCAUUCGUGCGUGAUUGCGCCUAUUGCACGUCGUUUGUCCACCACACCUGCCGUUCGUGGCCACCAAUUGAAGACAGCGCUCAUCAAGGACACAAAAAGUUUUGUCCUCCGGCCGGAAGGUCGAGGAUUCUAAUCAUUUGUUUCUGUCUUUCAAGGUUGGUGGGCCACGACAUCAUUCUUAUUGCUUCCUGCUUGCUCUAAUUUGGGAAGAUAUUAAUUAUUACCUGCAUAUCGUUCAAGGUUGGUGGGCCACGACUCCUGCGCUUAUUGCUUCUUACGUGCAUUUCUGAUGGUUUAUUAAUCUUUGCCUGUGUCUCGUUAAAGGUAUGGAAUUGCUUACACAACUGCGUGUACAUUUGGUCCAUCGAUCCUCUUGCUUGGAUCAGCGUGGCGUCAAGAGCUUCUAGUCUUUCUGCUUCAUCCCAGUGCCUACACCGCAAGCGCAAUCAUGUCUCUCGAAAUCCGGGGAGCAAUUUUGACCGGAUUUUCUCGAAUUCAAACCUUCGUCGAUGGCCUCACUGACAUUGACAAACAACUAGCUGACUAUUCUGCAAACUUAGCCAGUCAGUUGGACACAAUGGGGGCACUUAGAAAACAAUAUAUCGACGUCCAGGCAGAAAUCAUCGCUAGCAAAACGCUUGAGCUUCAUCAAACUGCUGAGGUUGCCAGCCUCAAGGAUUUCAUUCAGCGAUGCGACUUGCUUAUGGUCAAAAUCAAAGAUCUUCUUACUGACGCUCCCGGAUAUUCCGCCACAGACGUGAAGCCUCCCUCCAUUGCUUCUGGGGAUUUAACGCAACAGUUUCUUACCUUCAUACAACAAUCCGAAAGUCGCUAUCACACGUCGGAGAUGCAGCAUCAUGAGAACAUGGAAAAGUUCAGCAAUGCAUUGAAAUAUGUUCCGUUGGGUGCCACCAGCGGCUCUGCACUCCCUGUGACAGCAGUCAAGCUUCCUCAAUUGCAUUUGCCUAUAUUUGACAGGAUGUAUGGUUCAUGGCACUCAUCUCAAGCUUCAGCCAAUCCAUCUCCCGGGAAAGCACAAAUUUCACGUGAAUGCAUCAACAAGUUACACGCUGGCCAGCCCCAGCAACAAGCUCUCGUCAACACUGUCAGUACCCAUCUAUAUCGGUACUGUAGGAAGUCACAUCAUCCGUACCACAAGUGCCAGGGCUGGCACAAUGUCCUGCUUCAUGACAAAUCCAGCUCUGUGAAUCAAGGCAUCUCCAGCCAAGCUUCAGCAUCCUCAGACAAUGCUUCAGACGUCCAAGGUUCCACCAGUCCUCCGGAUUCCUCUGCCAAUGUUGCUGUCUGUUCUGCUUCUGAGAUUUACCACUCCUAUCCACCUCCAAGAGUCAUUCUUGCGACGGCUUUGGUGAAUCUUCUAACAGCAACUGGGCAGAUGCGUUCCUACCGCAUACUACUUGACUGUGGAGCUCAAGUUAACGUCAUUGCUUCAUACAUGGCGAAUCAGUCGAAUCUACCGAGACAUCCUGCUUGCUUCUUUGUCAGUGGCCUGCGCGCCACGACUUCUCGCGCUAGAUUCUUUGUGAACGCGACUGUAGUCUCCAGGACUAAUGGCAUCCGCAUCACACUGAAAUGUUUCGUCAUGCCUCAAAUCCCAGGCAUGCUUCCCAACUGCCCUGUAGAUUCCUCCAAGAUGCACAUACCUCAGCAUAUCCCUCUGGCGGAUCCGGAUUGGGCUGUGCAACGCCCUGUAGACAUUAUCAUCUCUGGCAAACAGUUCUGGGAUUGCCUCCUGAAUGAUUCCAUCUUACUGGGACCAGGACUUCCCCUGUUGAAAGCUUCAAUGUUUGGCCAUGUGGUAGUGGGAGAAGAUGAGGUUAUGUCUACCUGUGACUGCAUUGUGUGCACUGCCACAACUCCGGAAACGUCAUUGCAUCAAGUCAGGGAACUCGAGAAUGUGCCUGUACAAGCAUCACAAUUGGAGGAACAGCUUGCAUCACAAUAUCCAUUAGCUUCAUUCGCUUCAGCUCAUCAGUGCAUUGGUGAUGGAAGAUUUCUUAAUCAGCUUCAUUUCCACAACACCUCAUGCAUUCUCGAUGAGUUCAGCAGAUUCAUCCUCCAGGAAAUCUGCGCAUUGGAACGCCCGUUCUACAAAAAUUGUGCCUUGCAAAUUGCUUCUCGCAAGGCCUGCAAUAAAUCGCUUCCAAUGGCUCCUGACACACUUCGGACGUCUCUUCCAGUGGAUGAUAACACUCCACUAGUGGAAUCAGUUCAGCUUCAAAUCAUCCACGCUCUAGAAGAGGGACUUUUUCUGGAUUCCAAAUCAGAUCCAGCGAUUGAUGUGGAAGAGUCUGAGUCGUCACCAUCAACUUCAUUGAUUCAUCAGCCAUUUAUCCCCAAAAAUACAGUCCACUCUCGCUCUUCUCUUGAGUCGACUGACACCAAUGAUGCAUCGGAAUCAGGACAUUUCUUCCGUGUCAGAACUCAAGGGUGCUUCAAGUUACAUCAUUCCCAUCCAGUGGGAAGUUCUCGAAACUGCAGCGAUCAGUGUUCAGCCGGGGAGCAUUCCAGAUCACAAUUGGAAACGGCUGAACUUUCUGUUACUCCUCAGUCAUGCUCGAGGAUUGAGACUCAUGAGGAGUUGCCCAGGAAAUGCUAUCGUCCCAUUCGAAUCAUUGCAUCUCAUUCCCUUGCCGAAUUCGUCUCGCUCGGAACUCAUCAUUCAGCAACAGCAUUUCCCGCAACUUCAAUCAGUUCUGCGUUUGAGGAAGGAGUCUCGUGUGCUCUAUACAAAUCAGCUUCAGCAGCCCCGCUAUUCCAGAGAAGGUUCAUCGGCUUCCAAGGUAUGAAUCUUGUGUUCCAAUCAAUCGAAUGACUGACUGGAUCACACCGGGGAGAAUGUCGGGCGCUCAGAGGGCAACCCUAAAAUUGAAUUACUGCCAUCGCUUCUCGGUGCGCAGAGCGCCACCCGUGAAAUAAAUUGUAAGUUCCUUCACGUCAAAUGAUCAUUCAUUUGGCACUUCCGGUUUGACAGAGAAAGAAAAAUCACGCGUGGAAUUGUGCGAUCCAUAAAAUAAUUAAUUUGUGCUUUAAUUUCAUUUUGCAUUUUAUUUAAAAUCAAUUUAGACAGUAAAGUAAAGUAGUAGGAGUUAUUUGUGAGUUAAAUUUAGUGAAAAAUAAAGUUGUGAAGGAGAAAAA